Molecule: messenger RNA, 1599 nt
Organism: Porites evermanni
Lineage: Eukaryota; Metazoa; Cnidaria; Anthozoa; Scleractinia; Poritidae
Source: the annotation of a GenBank genome assembly
AUGAUCACUUUCGUAAGGUGUGGAUGUUUCCGCCUAUGUCUUCCCUACAGACGUAGAAAACGUGCAGUUUUCGCGAUUUUAGCGCUCACUGGCCUGUUUCUUAUUCUGUAUUUUGAAAAUUCCGCGAUAGAGCGUCAGCAAGCGACAAGUUUGGACGUCGAGAAACGCUCGAAGCAGGAACUACGAGACAGACUUUUAGCCAUCGGAAUUCUGACAAGUAAUGAACAUUAUGGGGAUAACUCAAACCGAAAUAGCGACCACGACCGUUCAAAUUUUGGUGCUGAGAAACAGUUGCGCCUGGAAGGGCCAUCCAUUGGAAUUACGGGCUACGAACAUGCAAAGGAUAAAUCGACUCGAAGCAGUGACUUCGGCGACAAACACUUACCUCUUAGCUAUAAGAACAGAAAGGUGAACAACACGGUUUCAGAUACCGCGCAAGGGACGGCUAAAAAACAGAUUAAGUACGAUUGUCCUGAAAUUGUAGAAAAGCCAACAUUUCGCGAGAUUGUCAAAGAGGCGAUGGUGUACUCGGUGUGGUUUGACGAUCGAAAAUCGCAGCAUUUUAUACGAAUUUUGUUGCUGUCCUUGAAAAAAACCGUUCCGUCGCUAACUUGCCUAUUUAAAAGUACAUCAAAACAGGAAACUUUUGCCGUCGAAGCCUCGUUCUAUGAGCACAACGAAAGUUACCAACGGCGAUUUGCAUACUUUAUAGCUUCCUGCGUUCUUCCACAAAGUCUAGACAAUAUUCCAUGCUUUGUGAACAUUUCUGCAACAUUAGCGGAACGUAGCGAGAGUAAUGCGAUGGUCUUUCCAGUUCGUUCUAUCGGUGAUGAGAAAGGCAGAAUUCAAAAGAAAUAUGGCAUUUGUAUCCCUCCUGUUCACGGUGAAAUCUCGGUUGGAAAAAUUAUUGAGUUUUUAGAACUCACGCAGAUUUUAGGCGCUUCACAUUUUACAUUUUAUGAUUUAUCAAUGUCUGAAGGUGUGCGAAACGUCUUGAAUUAUUAUCAAGAUCUAGGUUUAGUGAGUGUCUUGCCAUGGAAUUUACCCUCGUACAUUGGAAAACACGAUUUGCACUAUUUUGGUCAACCAUUAGCCAUCUGGGAGUGUUUGUUUCGCUCUAUGCGAGAUUUCGACUUUGUUGCGUUUCAUGACUUGGAUGAAUUCAUUGUACCCCUUCGCCAUGAGAACAUAACCGCAUUGUUAGAGUACAUUCAUAAAGAAAACCAUUGUGGACACUGCUUUGAAAGCGUCCUUUUGGAUCCUUCAACGGACCAAAACGGAUCACAUUUAAUGACACAACGCGUUUUCCACCGAACAAGUGAAGUGACUCCAUUUUACACCAAGUGCAUCGUAGAUCCGCGGAGAAUAUUCGAGCAAGGAAUACAUCACAUUAGCAAACCCAUCGAAGAGUUCUAUGAGGCCGAUAAAGUUAAUUGGGAAGUGGCGCGUGUCUUUCAUUACAGAAAAUGCCACGAUUCACGUGCUGCGCAUCAACCUAGGUGCUCUUCUUUCAUUGUGGACAAAACUAUGCAGAGAUUUGGAGAGAAACUGAAGUACAAUUUUGAACUGAAAAUGAAUAUUAUACCUUUUCAUUUAUAA